CCGCUGCAACACCAACACCAACACCACCACCACCACCGCCCUGCCCGCCCCAGCCGCGACACCCUGUCUACUGCCCGCGCUUUCUCUCGCACACACACACACACACACUCUCUCUCUCUGUCUUCGCCGGCGCGCCUACCGACCGCGGGAGCUCAAGGGCGACACGAUGAGAUAGGCCAGCACCCAGCCCUUUCACCCGCAUCCGCCGACGUCUGCUUUCACCCUGUGCGCCGCCGCCUCAAGGCCCCGCGGGCACAUAACUGCGUACGGUCGCACCCUGCCUGCUUGCGCCUGCGCCAACCCGACUCCGCCGACGUAGACAGCACCUGGAGGCCGCCCUCGCCGUUGCGACAGCCCCAGCCGCCGCGCCGUGAGCCGUCUGCGUCAAGAUACUGUCGGCGCAUCCACUAAAGCGAGCGGGGGAAGAAUCCGGGGAGGCUGUGGAGAGCGGCAGGAGUGGCGCGCGCGCCGAAGUGCUGCAUGACCAGGCCCAGAGUAUGCCAGGCAUUCGCACCAUGAAUCCUAGCGGCGCAGACGGAGCCACGGGCCCAAGAGAUGGAGAAAGCAAGAAACGCACUCACGACGGCAAGCUGGUCAAUGGCGAGCGCAACGCUCCGAAAAAGGAUGCCAUGGAUGGCGCUGUCGCUAUGAACGGGCCUGCGAACACUCCAAGUCUAAACGGCGCCUCCAUGUCCGUGUCCGCGGUCCCAACGCCCGCCUCUAUGUCUGCAUCUGCGUCUGCGCCGAACCAGUUGGCCCAACUGCCGCCGGAAAUCGUGCACCUCGCCUCCGACUUCUAUCAUCCUCUCUCGAAGCUGCUUCUGCGCGUUUCCCAAGACUGCUACAAUGACCUCAAUGACGUCCUGCAGGCAAUGGCCGAGGUGCCCGCCAGCCACCAGGCCAAUGGCAUCGUGACCAACGGGCUCGGGCCCUACGGAUUGGCAAAUGGCGGCCUAGACAAUUCCGAAGCGAACAAGCAGAAGAAACUAUGGUUGAUGCGGUUUGCGCAAGACAACAGGGCCAAGUUUAUCAAACUGCUAGUUCUGGCAGAGUGGGGCAAGAAGUCUGCAGUCGAUGUUUCGAAACUGAUCGACCUGUUCUCGUGGGCACGAGAGCAGAGCACCUUCAUGGAUGCCGUGGAUUUCCAGAUAGAGAACCUAAAAGUGCUCUCGAAUCAUGCGAGGCAGUACAAUCCCGACAUCAGGACGGCGCUGGAGGUCCUGGCUACUGGAAAGGCGGGAUGGAUACCUGACAUGGGUUUCAUCCCACCUAAGCCCAUUUCUUCCGAGAAGGCGCUGAAGCUGCUGCGAUACAUGAACACAUCUCUAUCGAUACGGCUUAACGUGCAUGAGAAUCUCCCACGCCAUCUCCGAAAAUGGCGGGUGGAUUCCGGACGAGCGACCUUCAUCGUAGAUAACGAGUUCGAGCUGGACGUCAUCUCCUUCGUAGAAGACGCCUCGGACCAGUGGCAUUUCAUCGACCUAAGGCUUCUAUUUUCGCCCGCGCCCUCGAUCACGGUACAAAGCCGCUUCCUACAGACCCUCAAGCUCCAUUUAGAUCGCAUUCUUGCGCAAUCCGGUCUGAGUGGAUGUUUUGACCACCUCCACAACUUCAUCCUCACCCACAAAGUUGCCGUCCUCAAGUCGCAGGCGUACGAGCUUCUCCGCGCUGGCUGGGCUGGCUCGCUCAAGGUGGAGCCGGUGCAUCGAUCGCUUGUGAUCCAAUACUGGACGGACAGGCCUGGUAGAAAGAACUGGAUUGAGAUCGGCUUAUCGAGUAACAGGCCCCAAAACGGCAGAGUAUCAUGGCGAGGACCGCCAAUACCUUCUCUGACCGUCCGCUGGUUUCGCCAAGGCGUGGAAGUCAAGGACGUCGACCUCAAUUUUGAUUGGAAGCAGCUGUCCGUGGAACGAAUGUUGAAGCGAGUAAUAGCGCUCCAUAUCAGACACCUUCUAGAGGCCGCUCGCAAAAAUCUCGACGCGGGGAUGACCGUCAAGGCGACGCUAUCCGAAACCGAACCCUCGGACUGUAUGCUUGAGACGUCUCUGGGUCCAUCGGUCAACAAGGCGACGAUAUCGGUGGAAUCUGUGACGGGAAGAUACAUCCUGCAGCCAGUCACUGCCCAGUCGGCGGCCGCGGAAAACGCCAUCAAUCGCCCAAAGGAGGCAUCCAACACCGGUGCAAUACUCACCCAGCUACUUGCUCGGUCACUUCGCGACCUCAUCCAAAGAUACGCUCAGCAGCUUGGGUGGCAAGAGGUCGCGCGGCAAGCUCUGCGAUUAGACGUCGUGAAAGCAGCAGUCAAGCUGGAUGUCCUACAGUAUGCCUUCUAUUGGCCUCGUGGCUGGUCACCGAACUGGGCUUUGGCCGUCGUCAUAGCCUCCUCCGGUGAAUCCUGGUGGAUAUGUGAGAUAGGCGCGAAGGGCAACACCAUUGAGUAUGCCCAGCGUUUGAUCAUCGACAAGCAAAAGGGCCGCUCGCCGCCCAUCACCCGCGCUACAUCUUCAAGCAUCGAAAGGAUCGCCCUCCACACACUUGCCUUCUACGUCACUGCGAGAGAACUCCAGAAGGAGAACAAGCCAUACAACCUUGGGUACGAGUAUGCUCCAUCUCGUCAUCCUGGCGCUUCCCAGGGAAUCGUCCGCGGCUGGGUUUUACAUGUCAAGACUUCAGAUCUGCUUGCUACCAAGCCCGGAGAAGCACCAUGGCUGGAACCUGGCUUGCGAAUUAUGUGCGAGGGUCUACGGUCGGACUCUCGCAAUGUGUGGCACAUCGCCUCUGGGAUGAUGGUGCCAGAUGUUGCCGCGGAUAUGAAAAAGCUCAUGGCGGCCUCACCACAAAACAACUUCAGUUUCUCCGAGGACGGCAACUUCUCAAUCCUUCUAUCUACGUCGUUUGGAGAGGGGAUUGUCCCCGAACUCAGGGCACGUUUGCGAGACGUGGACCGUCUUCGCUCGUUCGCAACAACCCUCCAGAAGCGCAAAAUGCCGCUCAAAUCUUCCUCAUUGCAGCAGGUACAAUUCCAAUACGGCAAAUCGCUCAUGGCGACGGUCAACUUCGGGAAGGGCGACGACAUCAAAGUGGAUUUUGGACACAACAACCCGCAUAAUCGCAUCCGCGCGCUCCUCACCGAAAUGGUCAAUGAGCGGUACCCAGCCCAUGCAGAUCUAUAUCUCGGCGACAACACCACCCUAGACCGCUUCUGCACCACUCUCAUAAUGACUCGGCCUAUCCUAUCCGCUCUCAACGAGAUCGAGAACCUAGCUCCCGGCAAUAUGAGCAACCCCGCUGUACGUACGCACGCUAUUGGGACAUACCGCCUGAAGUAUGCCAAUCCGCAAUGCUCAUUUGAUGUGCGCCUCCGACCAAAGGACGACAAGGUCUUCUGGCUCAUAGAGGACAACGAUGGAAAACCGGCGGAUUUGCGACCCAGCCAGGAACGCGCAUCAAAUCUCAAACGACCGGAGACCCUCAAGGUAGCAUUGCACAAUCUAUUCAAGGAAACCGGUGAGCGGUGGUUUGGGGUACGGACAGGUAUCGUGGCUGAUAUCGAUGGGGUCCCGGCUGCCUUGAAGAAGCUGCACGAGACGGUCAUCAGCUGCGCUGUUGAAGGUGGAUUCAAGCAGGAAGCCAACGACGGCGACAGUAAACCUGUUCCAGCUCGCAAUCAGCCCAAUGGCCCAGGUCCUUCGAACAAGGCUAACGGUGUCGGUCCUCCAAACAGCAGGCAACAGCAGCCGCCCGGGAAGGUCGGUAAUGUGGGUGGCAAGCCAGCAAUGGCAAGCAAGCACGAGGUGAUCACUAUCGACUGAUGAGCUUUGGCUCAUUUGGACAAAGUCUUGCAUUUUGGAAGUUUAGCUAAUGUCUGAGUUCAUUAGAAUCUGUGGGAAGCAUAAGGAUAUCCCAUUAAUCUCGGUUUCACGCCUACCCGGGAGGUGUUUUGCUUUCGGUGUUUGAUUCCCCCGUCAGGAAAUGGCGGAUUAGCUGGAGUUACAUUAAUUUGUAUCAUAGACCAGUUUGGACGGGGGACCAGCGGGGAACUGUAGGCUUGGUACUAUAGGACCCGAAUGGAUCUCUUGGUAAAAUUUGGGAACUGGUGCUUGUUGGUGGCCUGGAGGUUCGUGAAGUGCUUCAGUGAUGUGUCCACUGUUGUGUUUUGAUGUUGCAAAACGACGAUGUCGGCACCGCAGGUCUGGGCUACAGUAUGUAACAAAUG
Messenger RNA from Trematosphaeria pertusa, 4216 nucleotides. Its product is annotated as MED14-domain-containing protein. The coding region runs from base 498 to 3812 and encodes 1104 amino acids. The record is from RefSeq and is a predicted model, not a curated record. NCBI's taxonomy places the organism in Eukaryota, Fungi, Ascomycota, Dothideomycetes, Pleosporales, Trematosphaeriaceae. The transcript has 2 exons. Gene Ontology annotation, molecular function: transcription coregulator activity. Gene Ontology annotation, cellular component: core mediator complex; mediator complex. Gene Ontology annotation, biological process: regulation of transcription by RNA polymerase II.